Molecule: messenger RNA, 1245 nt
Organism: Notolabrus celidotus (New Zealand spotty)
Lineage: Eukaryota; Metazoa; Chordata; Actinopteri; Labriformes; Labridae
Exons: 3
Coding region: 346-870 (174 amino acids)
Molecular function (GO): protein-disulfide reductase activity
Source: RefSeq, a predicted model, not a curated record
ACGCCCCCUUCCGUCACAUCCCCCGGACAGCCGAUGUUAUGAAAUUGUCGCUCCACCGUUUGCAUGGGUUUAACUCUCUCUUGUAAAAUAUACGAACGUUUUAACCCAGAUAAAUGUAAAGUAAAACGUAAAUAAGUCAGUCUAUUAUUUACUUUGAACGCUAUCAGUGUACGAUCUGCAUCUGUUACUAAACUGCUUGCGUAACACGAGGUGUUGGCUGGCUAUGUAAGCUGGGACACCAACAUCAGGCACUGAGGAGUGAAGACCUCACUUUGCUUUAAAGCUGUCUUACAAGUUGGCUCUUGAAUAACACGUUUUUCUGUAGUGAGUUGAAGGUAUUUGCUGAUGUUCUCCAACGCACGACCAUGUGUUGUCUCAGGUUUGGCCAGAUUGUCCACUUGUGUAAACUCAAGGGCAUUAAGGGUGACACCUGCCAUCUGUAGACAUCAGCAUCGGACCUACAGCUCCGAGUCUGCAGGUGUCAAGGUGCUGUAUGAUGGGCUGUGUCCCAUUUGUGUGACCGAGAUCAGGUUCCUCCAGUUUUUGCAGAGAAGCAAGCCAGGAGAAGUUGAUUUUAUCGACAUCUCCCUGCCAGGAUAUGAUGGAGAGAAACACAAGGGUGUCAGCUAUGAGAUGGCCAUGGACGAGAUGCAUGUGAUUGACGAGAAGCAGGAGGUGCACCGUGGAAUCCCAGCCUUUGCAGUCAUGUACGGCGCAGUGGGACUCGGCUGGUUGGGCCGCCUCAUGAUGUGGCCUCCUGUGAGACCGUUUAUGGACAAAUCCUACGCAAUCUUUGCCAAAAAUCGUUUAAAGUGGACCGGACGAGGGGACGAGUGCACCACAGGACGCUGUGAAAAGAAAGCAAACUGACUCUUUAUUGCAGAAAAACAGUACGUUUAAUACGUUACUCAACUAUGAAGAAGAACAACAUAAUGGUUUGUCCUGUUAAAAUACCAGUUUGUUAUAAACUGGAAAAGUUCCUGGACUGUUUCCAGCAGAAGGGCAGAAUUAAGUGUCUGCUUGAAUGUGUAUUCUUUGAGGCAUCAUUUUAAUGCAGAACCCCUUUCCUUUUAAGACUAUCCAGACUAUCCAAAAAAGACAUGAAUGAACUGACUUGAAGUACCAGAAGAAAAUCUCAAUCUUUUUUCUGCACUUCACCGUAAAUGGCCCAAAAUACUAAACAUUCAUGCUCAAGAAUGGCUGUCAAAUGACCUUCCAAAUAAAAGACGUAAAAAGCAAAAGGUA